Messenger RNA from Scutellospora calospora, 1176 nucleotides. Lineage: Eukaryota; Fungi; Glomeromycota; Glomeromycetes; Diversisporales; Gigasporaceae. The record is from the annotation of a GenBank genome assembly.
CCGUUCAUACGCCUUGCCGCUCGUUUGGGGAAAGCAAAGCAAUCACUGCCUGACCGGCUCGUUUUCGACGCGCACGUCACCGUCCUUCUUCCCGCCUUCUUCGUCUUGGGGUUGCCACUCGCUGCUCCGCCUGCUCAUGCUCAAGCCUCCGCUGGCAUGCCUGCGGAAACCAGGGCUCACCAGCGGACUGCCGAUGCUUCCAGGAAUACUGUCACUCCUCGCGUCAACAUUGUUGAUACUGCGAGCGUCGUAUUGCGAGCGACCGUCAAGGCCGGUCAUGCUGCGGAGAGAUUUGGCAUCGCCGAGGUCUUUCCUGGGACCGGCGUAGUAGCUGUUACGCUCGCUGGCGAGAGCGGGCGCGGCGACUCCUUGGCUGCUGUAAAGGCUGGUACGCUCGGCAGAAGCAAUACCGCCCAUCCUGGAAACAGAAGCAGAGUAAAGGCCUGUUGUGCUGGCUCUGUCGGAGGCCUCGUUGUUGCCAGACAAGACACUGAGAGAAGAGGCCAAUGUGACAAUACUCGCGUUGUCGCUGGACAGGUGAUUGUCGGUGUUCAUGGACAAGUGGCGGGGAAUCGCCGAGACGGUGUUGAGGGUAUUUGCGGGAGAGGUGGACUGAAUCGUCGUCAAGGUCGUGGCCAGAGACUGAUUGCUGUGAUUGGGCGAGCUGAAGGUGCUUCCAUGGCCGGCGCCGUCGAUACUGCUCAGAGCUCCUCCUGUUGUGCCAGUAAACGCCUUACUGUGGCCAGUGUCGCUGUGGACUGUGUCUGGGAUCGUGGCCACUGUUGGCGCCUUGCUCCUGUUGCUCGGGUGAUUUUCUCUUUCUUGUUGGCCGCCCGAAAUGACACUGCUGCCGUCGUCGUUGCGCGGGUGUACUGGAGGGUUGUUCUUGACUUUGUCGUUGCUGGACGAGCCUUUCUUGUGCUUGCCGCCAGUCAAAGUGUUCCCUGUCUUCUUCUCCUUGCCACUGCUCCCAUUCUGCUCGCCUCCUUUAAGGCCUCUGCGGCCAUGGCGAAAACAGGUAGAUUGUCGGAUGAUGACGCAGCAAUGUCGCUUGUAUUUCCCAGUUGGGCAGCUGGGAGUGAAUGCGCUGCUGGGAAGGGCGAUGUGCGAUGGAUAAGGGGAAGUCGGUACACAGUCGUGUUUUGGUCUGAAUGGUGCGAUGUUGGGGUGAUAUAG